Salvelinus sp. IW2-2015 is the source of this 2347-nucleotide messenger RNA. The record is from RefSeq and is a predicted model, not a curated record. Lineage: Eukaryota; Metazoa; Chordata; Actinopteri; Salmoniformes; Salmonidae.
UAUCACAGAGAUGUAGUGCCUUAGACCGCUGCGCCACUCGGGAGCCCGACUGAUUGAAUUAUCUACACAUAAUAAUCAUAAUAAUCAUUAGUUGUAGAUCUGUCAUUCGGGAGUCGCCCACUGUCGGCUGCAAUAUCGAACAAGUGCAUAAUAUUGAAGUCUGGUCCAAAACAGAAAAAGGCGGAAAUAGUCACGACACUUUCCCAGCGGAUCACUUGAGCCACGUCUGAGUUGAAAGGUUAAACGCAGUUGCGCUCUCGCGAGAUUCGUUGUAUGUUUUCACAACAGAACAUAUUUUUAUAUUUUACGAAACGUUUUUCUAAAAUAUCCAAGCGCUGCAUAGAAUGCUGGCUACAGGAGCAGCUGUAACCACGGCUCUGGCCCAAGUGGAUAGGGAAAAGAUCUACCAGUGGAUCAACGAGCUGUCCAGCCCAGAGACCCGCGAGAAUGCCCUGCUUGAGCUCAGUAAAAAACGCGAGUCCGUGCCAGAUUUGGCUCCAAUGCUAUGGCACUCCUGUGGGACUAUAGCUGCUCUCCUGCAGGAAAUUGUCAACAUCUACCCCUCAAUAAACCCCCCAACCCUCACCGCUCACCAGUCCAACAGAGUAUGCAACGCAUUAGCACUUCUGCAGUGCGUGGCCUCUCAUCCAGAGACAAGAUCGGCAUUUCUGGCAGCACACAUUCCUCUAUUCCUGUACCCCUUCUUACACACUGUCAGCAAAACACGACCAUUUGAGUACCUCCGACUCACCAGCCUAGGAGUCAUCGGUGCCUUGGUCAAAACAGAUGAGCAGGAAGUGAUCAACUUCCUGUUGACGACAGAAAUCAUUCCCCUGUGCCUUCGCAUAAUGGAGUCUGGCAGUGAGCUUUCCAAAACGGUAGCAACUUUUAUACUACAGAAAAUCCUACUUGAUGAUACAGGGCUGGCAUACAUUUGCCAAACGUAUGAACGCUUCUCCCAUGUGGCSAUGAUACUUGGCAAAAUGGUUCUUCAGCUCUCCAAAGAGCCCUCUGCUCGUCUUUUGAAACAUGUUGUCCGCUGUUACCUACGCCUGUCAGACAACUCCAGCCCCCACACCAGAGCCCGAGAGGCCCUCCGUCAGUGUCUACCAGACCAGCUUAAAGACACCACGUUUGCCCAGGUCCUGAAGGACGACACCACCACCAAACGCUGGUUGGCACAGCUGGUGAAGAACCUACAGGAAGGCCAAGUCACAGACCCCAGGGGGAUCCCUCUGCCCGCACAGUAGCUCUCCUCACUUCUACAGCAGGGUUGCACAAUUAURGUAACUUUCCCAUGAUUCCCAGGUUUACGAAGACUUUCCUGGAAUCCGUAUGGAAUAAUCAGAAAAUCUGGGAAUUUUCCAAAAUUGGAUUUAUGUAAAACCUGGGUAUUUUGCCAACGUUACUGGAAUUUUGCAACCCUACUUACCAUGCAGCUGCACUGAGUGAUACCCACCAGCAAGRACCCAGCUUCCAKAAACAGGAAAAAGGCACCAGUUUGAAUGACAGACGGACUCAUAUAGGGCUGCAUAUUUUGUGAAGAAAGACUGUAUUGAAUGAAAGACCUCUACUCAGCYGUUUUCUUACAGUAUCUUUCAUUCAGAUCAAACUGUCUGCCCUAUCUCCAGAAGUAUACGGAUGCCUUUUCACUUGUCCUCCAAACUAUUUGUUCUAUAUUUUUUUCUCAAGGACAUUUUGGAGUCUUCACUAAGUGUUCUGAAAUUGAAGUACACGACAGAAUGAAAUGUUACACCUCGACAUAUGCGAUACUGUUUAUGUGGCAUAUUUUCUCUUGUGUAAUAACAUAUUACCAAGUAACUGCUUUGUAGUUACACGCAUGUGUUAUAGGAUAUACACAUCUCAAAUAGGCUCGUGUAUGGAAAUCAACUGAAAUCAAGCUGCUUCUGUGUUGUGUAUAUUACAGAGGUUGCUGCAAGGUAAAAGUGUUGGCGUGCUUCAGUGUUAACAGAUAAGGGACCCCCCCAUUUGAGCCUUGGCCCUGUCUAUCUAUGUGAAACCUGARCUGCUGCAGUGUAUUAUUGAUGCUCUGGAACCUGAGUGGAGACUCGGUCAGAAAAACAAGUUCAUGUUCUCAGUGCUAAACUGUAGAGGUAACUCCGGCCUCAACACAGCCUUGUUCUCUGUCAUUGGCAAAGCAGGUAGCCUAGUUGUUAGAGCGUUGGGCCAGUAACCGAAAGGUUGCUGGAUCGAAUCCCUGAGCUGACAAGGUAUAAGUCUCUCAUUCUGCCCGUGAACAAGGCAGUUWACCCACUGUUCCCUGGUAGGCUGUCAUUGUAAAUAAGAAUUUGUUCUUUACUGACUUGCCUAGUUAAAUAAAGGUUAA